AGCUUUGCCCCCAGGCCCCAGGAUAACUUUGCACGGUCCUGGUUCUUAUUUAGGAGGCCUGAAAUUCGGUGUCCCUGGCCUUUAGGUGAAUUUUGUCUGUGGGACACGCGACCAGUCUUCCUGCGUUGCGGUCGCCAACUCAAAAGGUACACGUAAACUCGUCCCGAUGCGCAGUUGUCACACAGCAAAAACGACUUCACAAAGGCUCGACCUUGGCGGUUAGCCCAGGUUCGCGCUCCGGCCGCUUUACCCCUGAAGAAAGAACUACUAGUACCGAGCCUUAAAUGGGUCCAAUAGCCGGUCAGGACAUGAAGGCGAAGAAGGAAUCUCUGCUCCUACCGGAAAUUAAAAUCCGGUCUCCUGUUCCGCGCAGCCAGACAAUGACAAAUAUAUUUGAUUCUUUCAAAUAAAUCUGGCGUCGCGUGUUAUAAUUUUCAUGACCGUCUUUGCAAAGAGUACGGAGAUUUUCUGAGGGCUCGUAUCUCUCUCCUCUCGCUCUUUGCUUCUUAAUUUAUUUCGGUUAAUUUCAUCUGCAUGACGUCUUUACGCGAAAGAUGUUUUCAUUUGAAUUUUAAGUUGCUGUUUACAAGAGACCCCACUAUUAAAAUAAAUCCUUUCUGGUAUGCUAACAUUGAAAAAUAACAAUGUCAGAAAAAGGCAAGAAAGUGUUCUGUGCCUUUUCGAAAAGACGUCAAUUCAGAAUGUAUUCAGUACAAAAAGUAGUUGGUAUUGGUCCCUCAUAUGGCAAUCGCAGGGGACUGACGAAUUUCGAAUGCUAAGGCAAGGUUGUGUUCUACUUUGAGGUCAAAGGAUUCGUGCAUGUGGCAACGUAGCCACAAACCUGUGUUCCGCCAUCGUGCAGUGCUCUUCCAUUGGGUGACAGACACCCAAUCGGCGUGGCUCUUGGACUGCGGCCGACCGCUUUAUGCCUUGUUGCUGGGCGACUCCCAGUGCAGUUUAUGACAUUGAGUGUUACACGUAAUGCAAUGAUGAAAGGGAAUAUGCAGAGUAGUAUUUUCCAUGUUCAUUUAGUGUGACGAUAAGUUUGAGUGUAGUGAUGCCAGUAAUGAGUCUCGUUUUGUUUUUUGAAGCAAUUGUAGCCACAAUUUUUACAGGGACUAUCGCGUUAGGAUAUUCGUUUUUGUUUGUGAAACGAGGAAUGGGGGAUUAUAGCAACAAUGUCCUCAAGGAAUGAGUAGAACCAUUAAGCGUUUAUGAAUAUGGGUUGUGUUGAUCUCCGGCCUCAGAAUACUGACCACAAUCACCAUCUUGACAUUUUCCCAUUCACCUGUUCGAAAUAAUUCAUGUAUGUUUCUAGUUAUAUAAUUUGCUGGAUGAGGAACUUAUGAUUUUGCAUCAUAUAUUGGAGGAGACUGAUGAUGAUACAGAAUAAAUCCUCGGCAGAAUUUCAGGUAAAAUUGACCAAAUGGGGGAUGUACUCAACAGCGUAAUGCACCCAUUUCAAGUUCGGGAAGCGUGGUGUGAUGCCGGAGUGGUUAUGUGGAAGAUUGGGGCUGUAGCGGCCUUGACGUGGGGAGGGAGUAACAGGGACAAUCAUGACAGCUGGCAUGGUUUUCGAAUUAACCAUCACCUACGCAUCUCACUAGCAGUGGUGAUGGAUUAUUAGGUGUAGUAUCCGGUUGAUAUUGUCGCCCAUUAUAUCUGUGAAGGUGCCAUUUUCAGUGUCUGACAGAUAAAAGGUCUCAUGCGGAUGUGUUCAGUCGUCGUCGAGUUUGUCAUUGAAGAAACAAUAAACGUAUGCGCUGGCAGAGCAGAACAGACCAGACCAGGCCCUUUAUGCUUUGAUUUCUUGAGUAACUUUACAAGGUCCGUAAUGCCUUUCGAAAUAUCUUCCAGUUGACACGUGCUGCAUUUCUUCGUAUUCAAGGGAUUCGUAGUUUGAAUCCCUGCCUGGAAAGGUGUUCUAGAUUUUUGGAAUGACGCAGGUCACGAACACUUCCGUGGCAUUUCCAUUUCAUCGCACAUAAUUACGCAGAAUCCUUGUACAUAUUAGAUAAGUGUUGGUUGGUGAUAUUUUUUUAAGUCACCGUGUGUUAUAACCGUUGCCAUGGUAAUGCUGUGUAAGAAUUUUGGGCUCUGUGGAAAAUAUAAACUUUAUGGCUAUAUGUACGAACAGAUUUAGUGAAAAAGACGGGCAAUUUUUUACGAUUGAUAAUAAUUAAUAGCGCGAUUGAUAAAGCGUCAUUAAAUAUGUUGACACGCUUGUUUUCCUCAGUUCUCAGCAGAUUGGCACUCCUGACGGUCUUCAGAAGGUACAAGCCUAUACUACACAUUCCAGUAGUGGUCGCAGGUUCGACUGUUUUGCGAGGUGGGACGUGAUUUCUCUUCCGUCCCUCGAAGAUAGUAGGCCCCCUUCAAAUAGACCAAGACUGCCUCAAUCCGCAUAUAUUCGCUGCAUCAUCCUUCUGUCUUAGUAAAUUAAAGGAAAGAGUUAGUCUUAAAAAAAUAAAUACACGCUUGUUUACUUCCUAAAUCCGUGCGACACCCCUCUUUAAAAACCCCUGAGAGAAUUCCGCGCAGGAGGUGUUUUAUAUUUUGAAAUAUAAAAAUGAUAGUAUUUUUGUAGAACAGAUUUAUUUUUCUAAUGACAUUUACAGAAAUAUGGAAUAUUGACAGGUGAUUCGGGUGCACGAGAUCAUCCAAAACCCAAAAAUUUAUGUGGCACUACUUAUGCCCUCAUGGUGUUCAAAAAAGGGUAGAAAACCUCGGAACAACGAAAAUGUGCAGAAAGGAUUCUGCAGGACGAUAACCGUCAGAUGGGCCAGGUACAUUAAUCGCGCUCACAGGACAUGACGUAAGCACAGGAACUGCUGUACCACGGCCGACAGAGACCAACGCUCCAUGCGCUGCUGUUCUGUGCAGUCGCCUCGUGGCAGUGAAACCAUCGGCAAGAAGGGGUAGUAAAAUGGACUUCGCGUUGCACGAUUGCUGUGACAUGUGUUUGCUCGAUGGUGCUUGUGGUAACCACGCCAGGUCUCCAGACAGGAAUGUGUUUGUCAGGCUGGACGAGAGGACGAGGGAGAAUGGCAACGUCUCACCAACACCAACAUUGGAUGUGGGUUGUACAGAAUCCAUGUCGUGGUACAUGGGGGAUUUCCUUAGUGUUGGGUGUCGAGCAUCUCGCUGCCCAUUCGGUCCUCCAGGAUGAAUACCUGCAUCCCUGCAGGAUGUACUAAUGGUGCUGAUUGAAGGUGUGUCACUGACGGUUUGACGUGACAUGAUGGGGUGCUGGUGCAUUUUAGUGCACAGACUCAACAGCAACUGAACACAUGCUUUCCUGACAGGUGGCGACCCUGUGUCAUGGCCAUAAAGAUCGUCGAACCAGACCCUCUGGACGCCUUCCUUUGGGGAGACCAGAAAUUGUUUACAGACAUCCACCAAGUGACAUGGAGCACUUACUUAAGAGCAAAGUUUUGUGCUGCUGUGCCGACCAUUGAUGCAGACGUGUUACGUCGUGUGCAAGGAUGUUAUCCACGUGCGACGUGCGAUUGCAUGUCGGCGAAUGCAUGGUGGAAACUUUGAACACCCUAUUCCUGAAUGGACGACACUUAAUGUGACGGAGUGGAUGAACUCUGUGAACCUUAAUCGCUACGCGGAUAUUUUCAAGGCACGUGGAAUGAGAGGCUGUGACUUGCUGCAGCUGAAUAGUCAGAAACUGACAAAAAUGGGUAUCACCGAAGAGUUCCAUCAAAAAGCAUUGUUGGUUUGCUUGGAUGAGUUGGUUCAUUCUCGUGGAUAUGUAAGUGGCGCCAGCGCUGUUCGUGAACACGCCUUUGCCAUGCUGAAGAGGUGUGACAGAUGUAACAAGUUUCUGAGAGAAAUACCGCAUCAGCGGAAAUGUGGUCAGGGAGCACACUUGAGUUCAGCGCUGCUAUCUCAAAGUUCAUUACCGAGUGUGGACCAUUCUCCAUACCAUCGGUUGAAAAUACUUUUUGGUGUUGGUCUUUGUUAUCUAUUUAACUCGUGUGAUGAUCAAGCUCCACAACUCGUGAUAAGAUGCGUUCGUGAACUCGAGUCUCGAGCUAGAAGCGACCGCACACUUGACUUGUAUCAGCUGUACCACGCAUCUCCUCGACUCGACCAGAUCGAAGACUUGAGGACUAAAUUACAAGGAGAUGCGAUGAGUGUGGAUUUGUCUGGAUAUGGUUUUUCUACUAUUGCAAGUGUUCUGAAGAGGUUUCUUCUUGAGCUUCCAGAUACAGUCAUCCCUAUCCAGUGGUACAACAAAUUCAUUGAUGUGUCUGGCAUCACCAAUGAUGAGCAGUGUGCUUCACGUGUCAGCCGUCUAGUGCAAGACCUACCGGAACAUCACAAGUCUACCUUGCACUUUGUGAUGGUGCACUUCUGUCAGAUUUGUCAGUUGCAGUACGCUCGUGGGAUGACGGAGCCACCCACCCACAUAAUUGAUUUUCUGUGUCAUGCCUUCCUUAGACCGCCAUGGGAUAAAGCAGUUGAAAUGGUAUGUCAUACAAAAGCUCACCUUCGCAUCAUUGAGAUGUUGCUGCUCUGUGUUGACUGGGGUGUGGAAAGGCCAUCAUUCGCACCUAAAAUAACAAGUGGUAGUAUUCUUGAGACAGAGAUGGAUGUUGGUGAAUGUCCAUCAUCUUUACACAAUGCUGAGUGGUACUGGGGGGAUAUAACAAGAGAAGAAGUCAAUGAAAAGUUUAUGGAUACAACAGAUGGUACUUUCUUGGUGCGAAAUGCAUCAAACAGAAAAGGAGAAUAUACUCUAACUGUACGUAAAGGGGGCACUAACAAAUUGAUUAAGGUCCUUCUGAAAAAUGGCAAAUACGGCUUCUCGGAACCAUUUAAAUUUGAUACUGUCACAGAGCUGAUCCAUCAUUAUCGCACCACAUCCUUGGCACAAUACAACUGUAUGCUGGAUAUCAAAUUGCUGUACCCAUUGUCACGAAAACAAAAGGGACUUGAGAGUGCCAUUGUAGGUGACCCUGUAUCGGUUGCUGAGAAGCUUAUGAAUAUACACAAGGAGUUCACAGCCAAAGUAAAUAUGUAUGAUGGUUAUUCAGAAGAUUUUUCAUGCACAGAUCGGGAUAUUUGUUUAAAACAACAUGUCUUGGAGGCCUUUGAGGUGACUGUGAGAAUGUUUGACGACCAAAUUUUCUUACUGGAAAACUUCCAAAAGUAUACACAGGCCAGUGAAAUAUGGAAUGCACGCGACACCAUUAACCUUUUAAAGUGUCACCUGAAGAGUGUCAAAGAUUGCCAGAGACUGGCAGAAGAUGAGCUGAAGCAGCAGUUUGCAUUCAGCCACUCCAUAGAGCGAGAGAUGGUCUCUUUAAAGCCAGACAUAAUACACCUCUUCAAGCUCAAAGAGAAAUAUGAGGGGUGGCUAAGGCAGCAUGGAAUGAAACAGCAAUAUAUUUCGCAGUUUUUGAUGGCCAAUGAUUCUGCAGCAUCCUUGAAAUAUUUGCUGUCAGAUGCAAAGGUGAAUGCUUUGCCUCAGGAAAAUGAGGGGACUUGGCUUCUGAAGGACUGUACUCGUUUGAAUGCAGAACACUUGCUGGCCCGUCAUCCUGAUGGAACGUUUCUUGUCCGUCCAAGCCAAACUGGGCAGUAUGCAUUGUCCAUUGUUUGCAAUGGUGUUGUGAACCACUGCAUCAUUUUUCAGACUGUGCACGGUUUUGGAUUUGUCGAGUCUUACACCAUAUUUAAGUCACUGAAGUCGUUGGUGCUUCAUUAUGCUCAGAAUUCACUGGAAGAAUAUAAUGAUUUACUUAAUACAACGCUUGCUUACCCAGUGUUUGGGACUUCACUAAAGCAACCUUUGCUGCCUCCAAAGGAAAAUUCAAAAGAAAAAGCAAAGCAUGAUAAAGGCAUACAGAAGCAAAUUGAAAAACAGAAGAGAAUUCAAGACCAAAUGACACAGCAGGAUUCUGAUCAGGAGUCACGGCAACAAGAUCAAAUAAAAGUGAGUCGCAUAAGGGGAUAUGUAUUGACCCAUCCACGAUGAUGGUGUUCCUCUUCUUUCCUCAUUGUUAGACAGUCAUCUGUGAUAGAGGUUGUUGAAAGGAAUUGCUACUGUACAAUAACAUUAAUUCCACUGAUUACUAAUUUCAUAAUCUGAAGAGGGAGAUGAAAAUUAAAGAAGUAAUUUAAACCAAUCUGGAGUACAGUUAAAUUAACCACGUAAAGAAAUGCCAUUCAAGAAGCAUAAGUGAGAACAUGUUUUUAAUUCAUGAAAUUCUGUGCUUAGUUGAACUAACAUUUUAUAAAGUUAGUUGCUGCAUUGAUAAAAAUUGUAUGCAUUUGACCAUUGUUACAUGUAUACUAAUGACGUUCAUGACAAAUACAGAGUGUCAAGUAAUAAGGACAGAACAGUAAUGUUGCUGUGAAAACAUAACCGUCAAUAACUUUACUGUGUGGGAAGUAAACCCCCAUGUGACUGGGCUGCGAGCCAGACUUCAACUAAGGUGUGUAACAACAGCUUUCCAGUAUACAGCCUUGAUGCACACUCGACUAUGCUGUGAUGCAAUCUUGAUAAACGUUAAAUCCCCUGGAAAGUGAUGAGGUGAUCAAGAGUAGAAAACUGCCUUAGGCCCCCCAUACACACACAGUUUGGCCUUCCUAUCGACCUUACAGGCAAAACUGUGACAGUUUGCCCUCUACCUUUUCUUCCCCAUACACGCGCAGAUAAACCGGCAGGCUGCAUGCCACAGUCACAGUCUUCCAGCCUAUGUUGCCGAGUGCAGUGCAGUUAUGUUUAGUUGUUAAAACAUGUCUACAGUUGAUGAACUGUUUGCAUAUGCAGCUAUCGCGUGUGUAUUGCCCCCCCCCCCC
Messenger RNA from Zootermopsis nevadensis, 6819 nucleotides. Lineage: Eukaryota; Metazoa; Arthropoda; Insecta; Blattodea; Termopsidae. The record is from RefSeq and is a predicted model, not a curated record.